AUGCUGAACCCAUUAGUAAAAAAUAAAGCUAAUACUGGACCCAUUAGUAAAAUUAUUGAAGCUAAUACUGGACCCAUUAGUAAAAUUAUUAAAGCCAAUGAUGGAUCCAUUAGUGAAAUUAUUAAAGCUAAUGCUGGACCCAGUAGAAAAAUUGAUAAAGCUAAUGCUGGACCCAGUAGUAAAAUCAUUAAAGCUAAUGCUGGAUCCAAUAGUAAAUUUAUUAAAGCUAAUGCUGGACCCAGUAGUAAAAUUAUUAAAGCUAAUGCUGGACCCAGUAGUAAAAUUAUUAAAGCUAAUGCUGGACCCAGUAGUAAAAUUAUUGAAGCUAAUGCUAGACCCAUUAGUAAAAUUAUUAAAGCUAUUGCUGGACCCAGUAGUAAACUUAUUAAAGCUAAUGCUGGACCCAGUAGUAAAAUUAUUAAAGCUAAUGCUGGACCCAGUAGUAAAAUUAUUGAAGCUAAUGCUAGACCCAUUAGUAAAAUUAUUAAAGCUAUUGCUGGACCCAGUAGUAAACUUAUUAAAGCUAAUGCUGGACCCAGUAGUAAAAUUAUCAAAGCUAAUGCUGGACCCAGUAGUAAAAUUAUUAAAGCUAAUGCUAGACCUACUAGUAAAAUUACUAAAGUUAAUGCUAGACCCAUUAAUAAAAUUAUUAAAGCUAAUGCUGGACCCAGUAGUAAAAUUAUUAAAGUCACAAACUAUUCAUAA
Messenger RNA from Eurytemora carolleeae, 705 nucleotides. Its product is annotated as cell wall protein TIR4-like. The transcript has a single exon. NCBI's taxonomy places the organism in Eukaryota, Metazoa, Arthropoda, Copepoda, Calanoida, Temoridae. The coding region runs from base 1 to 705 and encodes 234 amino acids. The record is from RefSeq and is a predicted model, not a curated record.